CUUAAUAUAACCGCCGCGGUGCCGCUGGGAGGAGGUGGGUUCACCAUGUUGGAUCGUCCGCCCGUCACAGCUUGACUAAACAUAGUUGUUGCUUUGAAUAACGUCGGAGGAAGCCGAGCCGAAGCCAGAGACUCCGGCGGCUUCCUCUUCUCUUCCGGCGGCGGCGGCGGAGGGAUCUGGGGAGGCGCGCGCCGAGCAGCUAGCGUUAGCCGCUAACUGACAGGUCGAAGCCGCCCGCUGGCUCGUCACCGGGAGCGGAGGGAUUACCUCGUUGAUCGUGUGCGCGCGUUUACGUGCGGUUCACCCGCCGCGGACGUGCGCUGCUGAGCGGCGGCAGUGUGGCAGCGGAGCCCGCUGAACACCCGGCUGCCAAUGCGCGCAAGCCACGUUAAGUAGUUCCCGUUUGUUGUUGUUGUUUUUGUUUGUUGAAUCAUGGCCGGAGCUUCGCCAGUUUGUCGUCACGCUAUGUGAGGAGCGGAUGCGGCCUGUGCCCGACCGCUGGGGCUUGGACCACCGCUCCGGUGCUCCACCGGAUCAGCCGCGUUAAUCACGGCUCGGAGAUUACCCGGCCUGCACCACCUGCGCCACCUGCAGCGGGAGGAGGAGCCCCGAUGGUGGGAGCAUCACCUUCACCUGGACCCGUGGGGCGAAUUUAGAGCCGCUUACAUCCGCGAGGCUGCGUCUCACCUGGAGCGGGGGAGGAGGGGUGGAGGUGGGGGACAACUUGGAGUUUCUUUAAUUCGUAUUUAUCAACAGUUUUCUUGUUCAGGUGGAGUUUGGUUGGAUUGUUUUAGACUCCUCGCCGCGGGCCAUGUUCUCCACCAGGAGGACUUUGACUUAGAGGGGGGUCAGAUGGUUUGCAUUAUGAUGAGGACAUAAAGCUGCAGGUGUUGCGUAUCAUUUUAACCUUUGAGUUCGUCAUCAGUGAAUGGCUCUUGGCGGCGCCACGGCUACACAUGUUACGAAAAUGAUGGCCGCUUACAACAGCGGCUCCUCGACGGUGGCCGCCCACCACCAGCAUCACCACCAGCUCCCGCACCUCCCGCCCCCCCACAUGCAACCGCACCACCACCACCACCACCACCACAAUAACAACAACAACCACCAAGUGGGCCAGCAUCACCUGCAGCACCCUGGCUCCGCCGCCGCCGCCCUGCACUCGGUCCAGCAGCAGGCCUACUUCCCGUCCCCCGCCCCUGGGCAAGCCCCCGGGCCGGCGGCGGCGGCAGCGGCCCCGGGCCAGGUCCCGGGCCAGGUCCAAGCCGCUGCGGUCAAAGCGCACCACAACCGGCACCACCUGCAGCCGCAGCUGGACAUGGAGCCCGACCGGCCCAUCGGGUACGGGGCGUUCGGGGUCGUCUGGUCCGUGACGGACCCCCGAGACGGGAAGAGGGUCGCCCUCAAAAAGAUGCCCAACGUCUUCCAGAACCUCGUUUCCUGCAAGAGGGUCUUCAGGGAGCUCAAGAUGCUGUCCUUCUUCAAACAUGAGAAUGUCCUCUCCGCUCUGGACAUCCUCCAACCUCCUCACAUCGACUACUUUGAAGAGAUCUACGUGGUGACUGAGCUGAUGCAGAGUGACCUCCAUAAGAUCAUCGUGUCUCCUCAGCCCCUGAGCUCGGACCACGCCAAGGUUUUCCUCUCCCGGUUUCUCGGGGGACUGAAAUACCUUCAUUCUGCUGGAAUUCUACAUCGCGAUAUCAAGCCUGGAAACCUGCUGGUCAACAGCAACUGUGUGCUCAAGAUCUGUGACUUCGGCCUGGCUCGGGUGGAGGAGUCGGACGAGUCGCGCCACAUGACCCAGGAAGUGGUGACCCAGUACUACCGGGCUCCAGAGAUCCUCAUGGGGAGCCGCCACUACUCCAACUCCAUCGACAUCUGGUCCGUGGGCUGCAUCUUCGCUGAGCUGCUGGGGAGACGCAUCCUCUUCCAGGCCCAGAGUCCCAUCCAGCAGCUGGAUCUCAUCACUGACCUGCUGGGGACGCCCUCCUUGGAGGCCAUGAGGACGGCGUGCGAAGGCGCCCGUACGCACAUCCUCAGAGGACCUCACAAACAGCCGUCGCUUCCUGUUCUGUACUCGCUGUCUGGCCAAGCGACCCACGAGGCGGUGCACCUCCUCUGCAGGAUGCUGGUGUUCGACCCGGCCAAGCGGAUCUCGGCGAAGGACGCGCUGGCCCACCCGUACCUGGACGAGGGCCGCCUGCGCUACCACACCUGCAUGUGCAGGUGCUGCUACACCACCUCCCCCGGGCGCGUCUACACCAGCGACUUCGAGCCCGUCACCGAGCCCAAGUUCGACGACGGCUUUGAGAAGAACCUGAGCUCCGUGAGACAGGUCAAAGAGAUCAUCCACCAGUUCAUCCUGGAGCAGCAGAAGGGGAGUCGAGUGCCGCUUUGCAUCAACCCGCAAUCCGCUGCUUUCAAAAGCUUCAUCAGCUCCACCGUGGCUCAUCCCUCUGAAAUGCCGCCGUCUCCGCUGGUGUGGGAGUAGCCUUCAUCACCAUCAUCAUCAUCCUCGUUGCCCCCCCCCCGACGGAUGAGCUGCUGAACUGGGAACAAAGCGCAGGCGCCUGUGGUCCAUCGUUGCGUUUCCAUGGAAACUCACAGGUCUGCUGUGAGUGCAUGAGGAGAAACCCACCCAAUGUCACUUCACGGGGUCCUACUGUUGAGGGGGGGGGUGUAAAUGAAGGAUCCCCAGGAGACUGAAUCUGAAGGUUCCGUCUGGUUACUCCGCUCAGAUGAGAUUUAGAAGUUGUACUUUCUUUUUUUUAAUAUAUAUAUAUUAAUAUAAAUCUAAAGAUGUCUAUUUUAACAUUUCCCACUUUUCUCUCCUGAGCUAGAUGAUCGACUGUAACCCCCCCCAAUUCGGCCACAGCUCGUAAUUAUUGAACGAUUAAUAAGCCAAAGAUCAGGAGCCUCGUGUACAAACAAAUCAUUCCGUUAUUCUUCAUCAGCAGCUCGGUCACCACAUGGACCUGAUGGGCGGUCUGAACUCCAGUUCUUCUGAAGAGACGUUAAACACAAAGAGGAGUGAUGUUAAUGUCAUUCUUUGUUUUCAUAUAUCAACAUAAAUAACCUAAAAUAAGACUAUCAACUAUUUAUAUCUAUAUAAAUAUAAUAUGUGUGUGUGAGAAAGUAUAGGAACAUGAAUACAUGCAGACGUUCGUGCACGAGGCUCCUGAACAUCUGUUUAUGAAAAGUGAUGUUUUGCGGAGUACGAUAAUGAAACUGUUCCUGGUUCAAUGAGGAAAAGGUGGAUUAUAGAGUCUUAAAGUGAUGGGGAUCUAAAUCGUGUAUUUGGUUCUGGAGUCUCUUCCUUUUGUGUUUGUGUGUCUGUCGGGACCUUCGUGGCUGCGUAGUGACGACUGGAGGAGGAACAGAAGUCUGAUCUUCGGUUCUCCUCGUUAAUUAUAGUUUAUGUUUGAAAUGAGCUGAGGUGUCGUGAUUCCUCGCCGUCCCGCGACCUCUGACCUCUGUCUCUGAGCGGGUCACUAUGAGACUGAGCGGUACCCUCUGGAGGCAGAAAUGGACCCACGGGACCCGCUGGAUAGGAGACAUUCUACGAGGUGUACAUAUAUUUUGCUGGUCUCUGACCCGCGGCCCCGGGGAGCCCGUCGUGUGAACCGGACUCCCCCCGGCGGCGCCGUGCGGCCCGGCGGGUUUGCUCUCUACCUCCCGAGCUCAGUGACUUGGCUCCCUGUUUGUCCACUGUCUCUCUGACCAGUUUUGAAGAAACGCUUGAAUGUUGAUUUGAGGCUUUUAUACUGAAGUUCUGUCAGGUCCCCCCCCCCCCCCCAAGCAAACACCUGACAUUAAAUGUUUGUAUUUUUAUGAAUAAGUCAAGAUGUCCUCCGACUGUUAGUCCUUGUUUUUCGGGGGAGGGGCUAGUCCAGGCGGUUUUAGACGUCACAUGAUGUAGGCGUAUCCAUGGUAACGUGCACUGACCCCAUGUCAUCAAACCGUUCACACUUAAUCUUCUAUGUUUAAGAGUCACUGGCAUUUAAGAGCAUCGCAGUAUUUAUGUUUCCAUGUUUAUCUAGUCGGCCUUCUUCAAAUUCAGUUGUUAGUUCAUUAGAAUCAUAAUAUGAUUUAAUUUAGUGUUUCCUAAAUGUUUUAAGGGUAAACUGUCUUUGAUCUCCUGUUGAAACAAAGUGAUUCACUAAAUUGGUUCUAGGACAUUAUGACUGAUAAUCUGAUGUAUGUCAUUGUUUCCAUGUUUAGCUAUUUUCUUAAAUCACAUAAUAUUAUAAAGGCUUGUAGUUGGAAUGCGUGUUAUUGAUCGUAGGGCGUUUCCUGUAUUUAUGAGGACUAUCAGCCUGCUUAUUGGAGGAUUUUCUCAGGAAUGAACAUGUGUUCAGUGGAAGGACCCCCCCCCCUUUGUUUCACUUCCUCUCUGACUCAUUUUAAAUAUUACAGUAAGAACCUCCACUCAGAAAACUACUGGAUUCCUUUUAUUUACUAUCCUACAAUGUUUGUAUAUUUGAUGUUCUAAUCAGAUGCAUUGUAAUUUAUAUACAACCUGCAGCAUGUGUAUGUGGAUAUAUAUAUAUAUAUAUAUAUAUAUACACACAUUACACACGCAUGUGUGUGUAAAGUACAGAACUCCGGCGUCUGCCGUCAUGUUUGGAAAAGUGUUAGGUCAUCAAAUAUGGAUGAGCACAUUAAAUGUGACGUUUGAAGAAGUU
Molecule: messenger RNA, 4682 nt
Organism: Gasterosteus aculeatus aculeatus (three-spined stickleback)
Lineage: Eukaryota; Metazoa; Chordata; Actinopteri; Perciformes; Gasterosteidae
Gene: nlk2
Product: nemo-like kinase, type 2
Biological process (GO): protein phosphorylation
Molecular function (GO): ATP binding; MAP kinase activity
Source: RefSeq, a predicted model, not a curated record